AUGUUUAGUUUCUAUUCAUCGAUUAUAUGUAUUAUUGCUUAUUCACAAAAACGUUUAUUAAAAACAAAAAAAUGGGCUGCUAUAUGUAUUGGAAUUCAAUGGAUAUUUUCUAUAAUUAUAUCAAUUUCAACAAUAUGCAUAACAGAAGAUGAAUGUAAUAAUAAUAUUCCAUUAUGGUUUAAUAUUUACCAACUUAUUGUUAUCUAUGCUUAUACUUUUACACGUCGAUUAGCUCCUGCACAAGGAACGAUAGCAAUAAUACGAAAUCCAUCAUUAUCAAAACGAGAUAUUUAUGUUCUUAAACAUAUGCUUUUUAUGUUUAUUGUAUAUGUAGCUGGUUGGGCACCCAUAUUUUUCUGUAUAGUUCUUGAACCAUCAUGGUUUAAUUUCUUAAUAUUUUCUUUUAUGCAAUUAUUUUCACAAUUAAGUAUGUUAAUAGAUAUUCUUGAUUUAAUUUUUUAUAAUCAUGACUUACGAAAUUAUUUAAAAAGAAAAAUUUUAUUUAUUCGACGAUAUGUAAUAAAUACUAUAGUAAUAGCCACAGGUGUUCAAGUACAUCCUACAUAA
Messenger RNA from Adineta steineri, 567 nucleotides. The record is from the annotation of a GenBank genome assembly. NCBI's taxonomy places the organism in Eukaryota, Metazoa, Rotifera, Eurotatoria, Adinetida, Adinetidae.